This is a messenger RNA of Linum tenue, 598 nucleotides long. NCBI's taxonomy places the organism in Eukaryota, Viridiplantae, Streptophyta, Magnoliopsida, Malpighiales, Linaceae. The record is from the annotation of a GenBank genome assembly.
CUUCCUCGAACGGAGAAGCAGCAGCCAGAGGAAGCUCAGCUCGGCGAACAAAAUGCCGAAGCAGAUUCAUGAGAUCAAGGACUUUCUCCUCACAGCUAGGAGGAAGGAUGCUCGUUCUGUGAAGAUCAAGAGGAGCAAAGACGUGGUGAAGUUCAAGGUCCGGUGCUCGAAGUACCUCUACACCCUGUGCGUUUUCGACAACGAGAAGGCUGACAAGUUGAAGCAGUCUCUUCCCCCGGGUUUGAGCGUGCAAGACCUUUGAAGAAAGUUUGGAUUGAAGGCACAUUUUUGUUGGGGAGGUUUUGAUGGCUGUUUGUUACUACUCCAGCAAAAAUGUCAUUUUAAGUCUGGUUGUUUGUGGUUUUGUUGGAUAUGCUUAAAUACAAGCGUGACGGUAUAGCACUGUGUUGGUUUGUAGCAAAUAGCAUGAAUCCUAUCCGAUAAUAUUGCAGGUUGAAGUAGUUUGUGAGUUUUUAAGUCUUUGGGUCCUUGUUUGCCUUGCCAGACUAGAACGUUUAAGCUCACUUAUUCCAUAGUCCAGUCGAAAUUUUACAGCUCUAAGUUGCAGUUUGGAUAUAGGAAAAAGGUGUUGAAAGAC